GCGAAUUGUAUGGUUGAAUGUUUCAUUUUGUAAAGUUGUAAAUAUUUUUAUUAAAAAUAUUUUGAAUUCAACAGAAGUUAUAUGAUUUCAAUUUCCAUUUCGAAUGUGAAUCAUGGAUUGCCAGGAAACUUGCAUGGAGGAAUUGAAGCAUUAUGCAGAAAGCAAUUAUACUGAUGAACUGAUGUGUAUUUUGCUAAAUGAAGAUAUUCGACAACAUUAUUCAGUUACAAUUGAUACUAUGAGUCUAUUUGAGUCAAAUGUAACGUUUGCACAUCUUUUAUUUGAAUUUCCUGAAAGAGCUCUGAAACUUUUGGAUCAAGCAUUCUAUCAAGCUGCACUUCAUAUUUGUAAUUCUCAAAGAAUACCAGAUAAGGCUCUUAAAGGAACUAUACAUGCUCGACUUACUGCACUACCCCACUUACCUGAAAUUUAUCGAAAAAGCCUUCCUCAUUGUUCAGAUGUGGGUCAAUUUAUGUGCAUUAGUGGGACAAUUAUUCGAAAAACAGCAUGCAAGAUUCUUGAAUUCAGAAAACUGUGGAAGUGUAAAAAGUGCAGAUAUCAGUUUACAAUUGAUGCUGAAGUAGAGAAAGGCUAUAUAUUUGAAAAGCCUACUGUUUGCCCCAACCCUGAAUGGUGCAAUGGAAAAAAUUUCACUCUUUUAAGUACAGAUGUUGAUCCAAUGUACUGUAAGGAUUAUUGUGAAGUUAAGAUUCAGCAACAGUUCAGUACCUUGACUAUUGGUUCUGUGCCUAGAUCAAUGUGGGUUAUUCUUGAAGAUGAUCUUGUUGACACAUGCCAUCCUGGUAAUGAUGUGAAUAUUAGUGGUAUUUUGAUUCAGAGGUGGAAACCACUUAACAGAGGAAAUUUUAUUGAUAUUGAUUUAGUUCUUUUUGCUCACAAUGUUGAAGUGAAAAAUAAAUUGAUACCUGGAGUAUUAUCAGAGAGCUUAGCACAUGAAUUUGGAAGAUUUUGGCUUGACAACCAAAGUGAUCCAUUGAAAGGAAGAGAUUUUAUUUUGUCGUGUAUUUGUCCUCAGGUGUUUGGCUUAUACAUAGUGAAGUUAGCUGUUGCUUUGAUACUAGCUGGAGGUGUUGAAAAAAAAGAUGAAAAUUCCAGAAUAAGAGGAGAUUCUCAUUUAUUACUGGUUGGGGAUCCAGGUACUGGUAAAUCACAGUUUCUGAAAUUUGCUUCUAAAGUUUGCAUGCGUACUGUACUAACUUCUGGUAUUGGUACAACAAAUGCUGGAUUGACUGUGUCUGCUGUAAAGGAAAGUGGAAAGUGGCAACUUGAAGCUGGUGCUCUUGUUUUAGCUGAUGGUGGGCUUUGUUGCAUAGAUGAGUUCAGCUGCAUAAAAGAACAAGAUAAAACAUGCAUUCACGAAGCUAUGGAGCAACAAACUAUAAGUGUUGCAAAAGCUGGCCUUGUUUGCAGUUUGAGUACAAAAUGCUCUAUUCUUGCUGCAACUAACCCCAAAGGAAAAUAUGAUGCGAAUCUGAGUCUUUCUGAAAAUACAGCUCUUGCAAGCCCACUUUUAAGUCGAUUUGAUGUUAUAUUAGUGUUGUUAGAUACUUAUGAUGAAAAUUGGGAUAAAAUGGUAUCUUCUUAUAUAUUAGAUGACCACAAUUAUUUAGCUAAGUCAAAUCAGAAAUCUUGGUCUGUCUCAAAAAUGAGAAGCUAUUUUAAUAUGAUCAGGCAUAUCAAUCCAAAAAUGACAUUUCCUUGUGAAAAAGUACUACAGACUUAUUAUAGAAGGCAAAGAAGCUUGGAAGGAAGAAAUUUUGCUCGAACUACACCAAGGCUUCUACAAAGUCUUAUCAGAUUAGCUGAAGGUCAUGCAAGGCUCAUGUUCCGCUAUGAAGUUUUAGUUAUCGAUGCCAUAAUGGCUAUUAUUUUAAUGGAAUCAUCCAUGUCAGGCUCAGCUGUCCUGGAUGGGUUGGCAACACUUCACACUUCUUUUCCGGAUAAUCCCAGAGCUGAAUAUAAUGAGAAAGCUAAAACUGUUUUGAAACUCUUAAAUCUGGAAGAUUUACUUCCAGACUCUGAAACUUAUGGAUUCUCUUAUCAAGAUUUGUGCAUCAAAAAACUACUGUCGGAAGUUAGUGUAACUUGCAAAUCAAAUAGAUCCAGUUCUCAUCUGUUUGGUACUGGUUCCUUCUCUGAGACCAUACUCACUUUGGAGAAUCAGACUGAUAGCCAUAAUUAUUUUUCUACUGAACAUUCUGGAAAAAUACACACUCGUGAUGAUACAGCAGGUGCCAAUACUUCUCCUAAUUCUUUGAAUAAUUAUAAUUCAUUAAUAUCUACAAAAGAUGAAGACAAUUUGAAUAGAGUUUUGAAUUCUGAAGAAAAUCAAGAAUCCACUAAGGUUUUUACUUUCAAUGAAAAUAAAAUACCAGCAACUACACUUGACAAUUUGAAUGCUAAUCACAAUGAAAUUUCAACAUUAUCUGAUUUGAAAGAUAUGUUCUCUGAUGAUUUUCUUAAAGAUUCUGACACAUCAGGACAUUCCCUAAAAAAUUUCUUCAAAAGAAAACAUACUAAUGAAUCUUUCUCCAAGAUAAAGCCAAUCAAUAACCACCCAACUUCUGAACUUAUUUCUGAUUCAACAUCCAACUCUGAUAAUACACUUAGUGAAGAUACAACAUCUGUUAGUACAUCACCUCAAACAAAAAGAGUAGCUUUGAUUAGACCACAGAAUAUAAAAUCAUUAAAAAAAUUUGCUUUUCAAAAACCGAAUAAAAAUUGCAUUUAUCAAAGCACUGAAAAUCACCAAAUUGCAGAAAGUCCAUAUUUCAAUCAAGAAAAUAAUGUUAUUCUCACUGAAAACAAGGAAAUAAAAUUAAAAUUAAGUGCUGGAAAUAAUAAAACAUCAAUAGUAAAAGAAAAAAGGAUAGAAAAUUAUGUAAAUGCUGCAGCAGGAAGUCAUGUUGAUUCCAACAGUAAUAUGUUUGAUUCAGAAACAAUGUUGAAAUUAAUAGCUCCAAAUAAUACUUCAGCUAUUGAUCAAAGAUGCAGCCCCAAAAAUACAAAAACUGAUUAUUCUAAGAAUGAAAAUCUUAUAAAGGAAAAUUCUAGAGAAAAAUGUAAAUUAGAUAGUCGUCUUCAAAAGUUUUUAUUCAAAGGAAAACGUAAGAAAUCUGAAAGUACAGAUUCUACAACAACCAAUAGCAGUAGUUCUGCAUCAUCUGUAUCUAAUAUAACAAGCAGUGACCAUAUUGAUGAAAAUAUAAAAAAUACUACCAAUAUACUUUCAUCACAAAGAGCUUUCAAGAGAAUUUUUACAACAAAUGAGAGAGAAGAGGAAUUAGAUUUAGACGAUCCUUUUUUUAAAAUAUAAAUGUAUUGUAUUAAAAAAAAAAAGUAAUAUUUUAUUUUAGUUGACUAUAAGAAUUUUUAUAGUGCCUUCUGACACUCAUUUAUACAAUUACCUUUAAAGGGGUAUAUUUUUUGCUAAUUUUCAUAUAUAUAUUUAUUUGUUGCCAAUGAAUUGUUUCUGCUGUAUUUGUCUUAUAAUAUUUAUUAUUUGUUUUCCAAUCAGUGAGAAGGUGUAAUCUAGUUAUAUGCAUUAACAUUGAUGCUGUCACAAUUUAAAAAUUUGCUUUACACAUAUAUCAUUCAACAUGAAUAUGUUUGUCAAUUAUAAAUAACUUGCAUUCUUUGUUCUUAUCAGGGACAAUGGAUUUUGAGUUGUCUUGUGUAAAUUUAAUAUAAUUUAAUGAAUUGAUUCCUAUAAUUGCAAAUGUCUUUCUUUAGCAGUCAACACGUUAAAGAUUUUGUAAACCUUUCUAUGUGGUCUCUAAAAUUUGAUUUUGUUUUUUGCAUCAUUUCAGUCAUAUUGAUAUAGAAUGAAUUUUCUAAAAAAAUAUUUUUA
Messenger RNA from Argiope bruennichi, 3871 nucleotides. Its product is annotated as DNA helicase MCM9-like. Gene Ontology annotation, cellular component: MCM complex; nucleus. The record is from RefSeq and is a predicted model, not a curated record. The transcript is spliced from 17 exons. Bases 113 to 3337 code for a protein of 1074 amino acids. Lineage: Eukaryota; Metazoa; Arthropoda; Arachnida; Araneae; Araneidae. Gene Ontology annotation, biological process: double-strand break repair via homologous recombination. Gene Ontology annotation, molecular function: single-stranded DNA binding; ATP binding; single-stranded DNA helicase activity.